GUCAUCUUCUCAUCGGGUCUCUGCUCUAGUUGUGCUCUAGUGCCGACUGCUCAUUUCCAGUGAGGGAGAAAUGCUCAAAACAUGCAUCAAAUUAUCUAAGUUCAGAUAGAUGCUGAUAGCUGGCCUGGAUAAGCAUGCUGGCCAGGAUUGACUCUGGUUUGAGUGUGUAUGAAAGUAAGAGACGCUGAGGGGGAGGGGUGGCUGAACCGAAAAACCACACCGCGCGUGACGUCUUCUGCAUCUGCAAGUAAGCGCAUCAACAAAGAGGCAUCUUUUUUUCUUUUUGCUCUUUCAACCACUGAAGUGCAGCAGAACAUGGAACAGAGUUUAGCAGACUUAUUCAGUGAUGUAUUCUCAGAUGUGUCUCUGCCAAGUUAUCAGGCGGGUGAACUGGACUUUGAGCCUCUGCAGGAGGAGGACGGGAGUGGGAAGAGUAAUGGGGGGAGGCUGCCAGCACUCACUGAGGUAGAUGAGGAUGAUGACCCAGAAGAGGAAGAAACAGUGUGUGUGUUUGUGGAUAUGUUAGAGGAGGACGCACACUGCAGUAUGUCUGGGUUCUCUCAGGAUGAGCUCUGGGGAGACAUUUUUGAGCUUGGGGGACAGGAGGCUGAGGACGGACAGGAGCUCAGUGCUGAGGAUGAGGCCUUAAUGGAUGACAUGGAUGCAGGAGGACUGAGCUCCCUGGCCCAGAGGUCACAGAUGAUCGGCUUUAGAACUGGAUGCUGGGAAGGUGAUCAAAUGAAGAGUGGAGGGAUCACAGGAAGUGGGAAGCAAGCUCAGGACAUGGGGAUGGAGCAGGAGUUUUCUACCCAACACGCAAAUUCUCAGGAAGAUCAUGGGGUGGAGUGCCCCCAAGCCAAUGCCCCACACGCAGGUUCAGAUACAGGGGCAGAGGGAGGGGAAGAGGACUACAGAGGUCUGAAGGACGGAAGGAAUUUGUCUGAACGAUUCGUAAAAGAGGAGGGUGGGAAGGAAAGCCAAAGCUACACAGACACAGAUUCAAAUUCAGAAGUAGACACAGACACAGACUCAGAUGCAGGCAUAGACAGAGAUGUAGAUUUAGACGCAGGCAUAGACAGAGAUGUAGAUUCAGACGCAGGCAUAGACAGAGAUGUAGAUUCAGACGCAGGCAUAGACAGAGAUGUAGAUUCAGACGCAGGCAUAGACAGAGAUGUAGAUUCAGACACAGACAUAGUCCCAGAUGUGGGUCCAGUCUCAGAUGAUGUUACAGAUUCAGAUGCAGACAUAGUCCCAGAUGUGGGUCCAGUCUCAGAUGAUGUUACAGAUUCAGAUGCAGACAUAGUCCCAGAUGUGGGUCCAGUCUCAGAUGAUGUUACAGAUUCAGAUGCAGACAUAGACAUUGUUACAGACAUACUCACAGAUGCUCCAGUGGCAGAUGAUGUUACAGAUCCAGACACAGACAUAGACAUCGUUACAGACAUAGUCACAGAUGAUGUGACAGAUCCAGACACAGACAUAGACAUCGUUACAGACAUACUCACAGAUGAUGUGACAGAUUCAGAUUCAGACAUUGUUCCACACAUCCUAACACACAUAGUCACGGCUGUGGCUCCUUUCGCGGACGAUGUUGUGGAUUCAGAUGCGGAUUCGGUUACGGAUGCAGAGGCCAUGCCAGCAGCUGAUAUGGAGGCAGAAGAGCACUGUCACUCAGUGACAGAGGAAUCGCUGGAUGACUUUCUGCAUGUUCUCCCCACAGACCCCUUCAGAGGGGAGCUGAAGGAGUUCUCCGAGUCUGAUUGUGGGGUGGUCGGAGAGGGAUACGCCGAAUACCCAUCUGAAGAGGAAGAGGAGCGCAAGGAUGAAGAGGAGAACGCUGAGGGGAGGGGAUUGGGGCAACUCUCGGAGGCCUGGUCCCCCCAAACAGGAACAGAACCUUCUGAGUGGGAGCUGAUGGCAGGAGCGGUAGAGGGCUGUGAGAAGCAAGAGACCAGCGAAAAGAACGGAGUCGGUUUGGAGGGAGGGAGAGAGGAGGAUGGAAGGAAAGGUCAUGCAGAGAGUGGGUUUGAUGUGGGUUUGGACAUUGAGGAGGAAAUGGAGGUUUCAGAUUCUUCCAGCGUGAGGAGCGAGGGAGACAUGCUGAACGAAGGCAGUGAGGAUGAGUCUGCAGGGGCUCAUGGGAAACAGGCCCUAGACGGGACAGAAGAUCGGGGGAGUGACGGGGGCCAGGGUUCUGAUGAAAGUAAGAAAGAUGAUGACGUUAUGUAUGAAAUGAAAUGGAUGGGAGGCCAGUGGGACCAUGGGAGAGGAGCAGCCCUGAGAAUGGAUGGCGGAAAGGAGCACUGUCACACAGGGAGCAUCACAGAGGAUGUGUCCUCUGCUGAUGAAGACGGAAUUCUUCAAAGCGUCAUGUUAGACCAGACCAAUGAGGACAAGGAGAAAGUGCUUCAUGUUAUCACACGCGAGCAGGCCUCGGCUGAUGAAGAGGAUGUCGGCCAUGCGGAAUAUGAUGGAGGAAGGGUUGAAGGAAGCUCUGCAGUGAGUAGUGCUGGUGCUUUUGGGGGCUGGGCUCCCGGGGCUGCCCCCCUGUCCGUCUCCACCUCAGAUCGCCCCAGCAGACACAGCGAGUCAGAGAGCAGCUCCAGCGAUUCAGACACCUGGUCUUACCAGGCGGCCGCUCCCGCGGUCCUCAGAGGCCUGAGCGCUGGACCCCACCACCUGUGGCCAGGGUCAGACUCACAGGCAGGGGGCGCCACUGAACCCCUCUCCAGCGCUUAUGCUCACAGAGUCCGAGGGGCUGAAGAGGAAGAGUUUGAGAAUGACGAUAACGUAGAGGAGGAGGACGAGGAGGAGGAGGAAGAGAGGAACUGGGAGCAAGAGAGAGAGAGGAUUCAGGCGUUUUACCGCUACUACGGUGAUGAAGAGGAAGACUAUGGCGCGCAGCAAGAGGACCAAGGGCCCUCCAGCAGGAAGCACACAGUCCGGUUCUGCCUGCCCACACUCCCUCUCCAGCGGGACUCCGACAGCAGUGACAUGGACACAGUCAGUAGCUCGUCAGAGGACUCAGACUCUGGAGGACCUGGGUCAGUGGCCAAUGCAGUGAGGAUUGCAGCAGCCAGUGCAGUGAGGAUUGCAGUGGCUGAUGCAACAUCCAGUCAGGCAACGGGUGCAGGGACUUGGAUGCCGGUGAGGACAGAGGAUGGCGAUUGUGAGAGCCACAGGGAGAAGCUCUCUGUCUUUCUGCAGCAGACUCAGGUCACACAAGUGGAGCUGAACAAGAUGAGUGCUGAGCUGAGGGCCCAACACCAGAGGAGCAGGGUGCCCAGCGUGAUGAAGACAGUCCUGAAAAUGAGCCUGCUAUCUGUGCUUGGAGUCAUCAUGUUCUGGUGGGCAACUGACCAGCUGGAGUGGAUUGGGCCAGACUGGAAUACCUAACCACUCCCACCAACAAGGGUCUAUUCUGAAGAUAAGAGCAUGAGAAUAAAUGUUUUUUUUUUUCGGAACACCAUUUAAUGUUCACCAUUCUAAGCCAUAAACUUGGCACCACAUUUUCUUGUCAACAUGCCUUUUGCUUCCAUUUAUAGUUUAAUGUUUUUAAAACAUAUAUCUUUAUACUGUUGUGUUUUUUUAAGUGAUAUACUGUAUGUUUGUACUUUUGAUUACUUUUAUAUUGCAAUAAUGUAUAUGAAGGACCCGCUGAUGUGGACAUAUUAAUGACACAAUUAUUUUGAUUAUUAUGAUUAUUAUGUUGCAGAACAAUUCUUAAUGCAUUCAUUAUUCAUAAUUCAGGAUUAAAUUGUACCACUCUGGGGUGGGGCUAGGAACAUCUGACCACCCAGUCCUGUACACACACACACUCACCCACUCCAGUACACACACACACACACACACACACACUCACCCACUCCAGUACACACACACACACACACACUCACACACACACACACACACACACACACACACUCACCCACUCCAGUACACACACACACACUCACCCACUCCAGUACACACACACACUCACACACACACUCACACACACACACACACACACA
Molecule: messenger RNA, 4010 nt
Organism: Conger conger (European conger)
Lineage: Eukaryota; Metazoa; Chordata; Actinopteri; Anguilliformes; Congridae
Product: serine-aspartate repeat-containing protein I
Exons: 7
Coding region: 169-3393 (1074 amino acids)
Source: RefSeq, a predicted model, not a curated record